This is a messenger RNA of Hippocampus comes (tiger tail seahorse), 1050 nucleotides long. Its product is annotated as diacylglycerol O-acyltransferase 2-like. The transcript is spliced from 3 exons. Lineage: Eukaryota; Metazoa; Chordata; Actinopteri; Syngnathiformes; Syngnathidae. The coding region runs from base 430 to 1035 and encodes 201 amino acids. Gene Ontology annotation, cellular component: endoplasmic reticulum membrane. The record is from RefSeq and is a predicted model, not a curated record. Gene Ontology annotation, molecular function: diacylglycerol O-acyltransferase activity; 2-acylglycerol O-acyltransferase activity. Gene Ontology annotation, biological process: diacylglycerol biosynthetic process; triglyceride biosynthetic process.
GAAAAGCGAUCGUAUGCAAAAUGCCAGCAAAUAAUGACACAGAUACAAAAUCAGAGUAGUAUUUUGAUUUCACUUUCCAAGGCCCCACUUCAUUUUUUUUUACAUUAUUGGCGAUUUUUCCGUCACCUAGGAUGGCCAUAUAACAUAGCAUUUCCCACUUUUCUUUGUUUGAAAACAGUUCUAAAGCGUUUGAAACUACUUAUGUGCAAUUAUCAUCUUUGCUCAUCUUGAGAUGCAGUUUUCUCUUUUCUCAGCCAGAUGGUGCUGCCUUGACAGAGACGGACAUUUUCAGUCUGAUGAAGCCUGCCCUUUGCCACAGUGAGAGUAUACAAAAAGAGCCAAAGCAGGAGAAUCUUAUUGCUCAGUGCUAAUAUACGCUCACUUUUGAAUGUUCUGUCUUGUUUCGUGACUUUCUGGGUCAAAGACCAGAUGUGGUGUGAUAUGCUGCGGUUCUGCAAGUUGCCUGUCUUUCCUUCGAGCAAUAUGAAGAUUGAUUUUGCCCCAGUCGGCGUGCCCCUCCACAGGAGACUACAGACCGUCGCCGUGCUGCAAUGGGUUUUCUCUUUCCUUGCCUUGGCACCCACGUGCAUCUUCCUGUUCAUCUACCUGCUGUUUACGCGUUACUGGUUGAUCAGCGUGCUCUACUCCAUCUGGUGGUUCUUUGACUAUGACACUCCCGCACGCGGAGGGCGUAGGAUGUCCUGCUUGUGCGGAAUCAAAGUCUGGGACUACAUGCGGGAUUACUUCCCCAUCAAGGUGAGAUGUAGAAUGCUGCUGUUGAUGAUAAGACACGUAUUCAAACAAUCUUCCGGAUCGAUAUUUUGGGUAAGCUUUACCCUCAGCAUUUCCGAGCAAAUUACUUUGGAUUUAUCUAAUCUGAUCUCCCAUCAAGAAGUGUCCUUAACUAUGUCCUUGCUAGCAAGUGACGUCCCCUUUAUUCCUGUAGACUGUGUAUGUGUUUCAAAUACAUCAGAGAAUCAGUAUUUAUCAAUAUAUAAUAAAUAUAUAAUACUCGCCGGAGAUUUAGAUUUUUAAGUAUAUUAAUGACUU